Hordeum vulgare subsp. vulgare (domesticated barley) is the source of this 1055-nucleotide messenger RNA. RefSeq names its product zinc finger protein 4-like. The record is from RefSeq and is a predicted model, not a curated record. NCBI's taxonomy places the organism in Eukaryota, Viridiplantae, Streptophyta, Magnoliopsida, Poales, Poaceae. The transcript has a single exon. Bases 282 to 950 code for a protein of 222 amino acids.
GAGGUUAGAGUUGUCUAAUGAGGACUAGCUGCGUGCCUCCCCAACCUGAUUGGAUUCCUCACAAAGACCAGCCACGAGCCUUGUCCCGGAUGCCGGACCCCCUCUAUAAAGCGCGCACCGCGAGCCCGGAGCGGGCGCCAGAGACACACACAUAGCACAACCAAAGACAUCGCGGGGUUCGCGGCUAGUGCGCGUGGCCUGCGCCAACCAACUGACUGGACACAGUGCAGAGGCGGCAGACAGGCAGGAAGACCCAAGCUUCCGGCUAGUUGCGUAAUUGCAUGCAGGAUCGGGACAUCGAGCAGAUGGAAGAGGCGGUGAGCGUGAGCUUGAGCCCGGCGCGGCUGCUCGCCGCCGCCGGCGAGCAGCAGGGCGACGCGUCGACGUGGCUCGACCUCACGCUGGGCGUGACCGGCUCGCAGCCGGCGGCGGAGGACUACUCCUCGUCCUUCUCGGACGAAGAGCCGCCGGCCAAGCGCACGCAGCCGCAUCCUCCUCCGGCGGCCGCGGCAGCGCCGCCGACGCCCCACAAGGUGUUCUCGUGCAACUUCUGCAUGAGGAAGUUCUUCAGCUCGCAGGCGCUGGGCGGGCACCAGAACGCGCACAAGCGGGAGCGCAGCGCGGCCAAGCGCUCGUCGUCGCUGUCCUACCACCACGCGCACCGCCAGCGGAUGGUCAUGGCCGGCCUGCCGCUCGAGGCGCACGCCGCGAUCGUGCGCGCCCUCGGGGUCAACCAGGCGAUCCACAAGCCGGUCCGGCAAGAGCCCACGGCGCCGAGGCUCCACGACGGCGUGGUUGGCCCGUGGCCGUCGCUCGUCUACGAGGAGGUGCUCGGCUCCACGUCGUGGCCGGGGAGCUUCAGGAUGAGGACGCAGACGGAGCCACCUUCCCCGGACCAGCAGCUGCUACCAGAGCAAACUAAGAAGAUGGAUUUGAGCCUUAGGCUGUGAAUCGGUGAUAGAUCAUAGAUGGUGAUCAUAGACGUACGUAGAGUUAGCUAGCUUCUUCUGUUAAUUAAUUUGAUUUGACCGGUAAUAUAUGCUCUCCCUGUAUCA